Molecule: messenger RNA, 678 nt
Organism: Parascedosporium putredinis
Lineage: Eukaryota; Fungi; Ascomycota; Sordariomycetes; Microascales; Microascaceae
Source: the annotation of a GenBank genome assembly
AUGAACAUGGCUUCAGCAUGUGAAGACCGCGGCGCGAAACUCUUCGACAUGGCCGAUCACGCCUCGCAACCCGUGGCAGAACCUGGCGACACGUCGGUUGACGUACCGCUCGAUCCCAGCGCGCCAGCAGCCGAUCCUGCCACUUCUUCCGAGCAGCUCGAGUCGACCGAGUCGUCAAACCCCAAACCCGCAAAGUCGAGCAUAUGCGAAGUCUGCAACGUCAAUCCGGGCAAGUAUAAGUGCCCCCGAUGUCGGAUGCCAUACUGUUCGCCCGCGAAUCCGUUCAACACACUCGCGUCGUCGCCGAAAUUGCAAAUGCUCUUCCAGAAAUACCCCCACCUCCCUGACCAGCUCCUUGCCAUCCACGCCGCCACCCAACCCCCACGUCCACCGGCCCGGCAGCGUUCCCCGGCGCCCGGCCUUCCGAGAGCCGGCGCCUUGAUAAAGAGAUUUGGAGCCGGGCGGCGGGCUAAAAAGGGCACAGAGGCCCUCAAACGCGCGAGGAACGCCGACGGCGAAGAGGGCGAGGCCGUGCGCGAGUAUCAGGAGCUUGUCCUGCACCUGUUGGCCGGCGGGGACGACGGUGCCCGAAACGCCAUGCAGAGGCACCUAGCGGACCAAGACAAUGCGCUGCUCAGAAGCUUUGUAGCCGCGGAGACGCGCCAGUCCAAAGAUUGA